This is a messenger RNA of Closterium sp. Naga37s-1, 732 nucleotides long. The record is from the annotation of a GenBank genome assembly. NCBI's taxonomy places the organism in Eukaryota, Viridiplantae, Streptophyta, Zygnematophyceae, Desmidiales, Closteriaceae.
AUGCUCCCAUCCAAGCCUGCUCCCAUCCAAGCCUGCUCCCAUCCAAGCCAGAUCCCACCCAAGCCUGCUCCCAUCCAAGCCUGCUCCCAUCCAAGCCUGCUCCCAUCCAAGCCUGCUCCCAUCCGAGCCUGUUUCCGACUUAAUCGGCUCACGUGGCACCUCGUAACCUUCCACACGAACGUCGCCCCCUGCCUCCCCCCUCCACUCCCUCCCUCCCUCCUUUGCUCACUUCGUCGCUCCCUUUUUACCCCCCAUCCUCCCUCUUUCCCUCCCAUCCUCACUCUUUCCUUCUCUCCCUCUUUCCCUCCCAUCCACCAGCUUUCCCUCCCAUUCUCCCUCUUUCCCUCUCUCCCUCUUUUCCCUCCCUCCCUCUCUUCCUGUCACCAUUUCUCUCCACAGCUCCUCUCCACCGCUCCCUCCCACCAAAUUCCUUUACCCCUACUGCACAUACGCGCCCCUACUCCCAUUCCUUUCGCAGCUAGGCUCCACCGCUUCCCCUCACUUCCUCCCUUCACCUCCUCCUUCACCUCCCCUUUCCCCUCCUCCCUUCCCCUCUUCCCUUCACCCCUUCCCUUCCCCUGCUCCCACCCCCUCCCUUCCCUUUUCCCUUCCCCUCCUCACUUCCCCUCCUCCCUUCCCCUCCUCCCUUCCCCUCCUCCCUUCACCUCCUCCCUUCUCCCCUCCGCCAUUCACCGCAUCCCAAAGAACUACGCAAACAGCCCCUUCUUCUGA